GCUCAUAAACAAAAACAUUUUCAGCAGUGCAAUUUCUGCAAAUUCUCCCCAAACUUUAAGUAAAUAUUCUACAACAAUGUCGCAAGAAACGGUGCAAGGCGGAGACAAUCUAAGCGAAAAAGAUCUUGCAGCUAACGUAGAAAACCUGAAUCUGGCUGGCACCGGGCAGAAAGCGGAAAGGCAGGAAAUUAAGAAAAUCGAUAUUGUUCUACAUGCUACCGGUAGUGCACCAAUUCUGAAGCAGAAAAAGUGGUCAGUUGACCAAGAGAAGCCUAUCAGUGGAAUCGUUAAAUUUAUUCAUAAAUACCUGAAACUGGAUCCCGAAGAACGACUGUUCCUGUACAUCAAUCAAACAUUUGCGCCAUCGCCUGAUCAAAUAAUCAAAAACCUGUAUGAAUGUUACGGUACUAAUGGGAAGCUGAACCUGCACUACGCCAAAACGCAAGCAUGGGGAUAAGAUGUUCAGGCGUGUUGAACUGAGCCAUUCCAUCGUAUUCGCUUUCUCUCUGCAUUCACUGUGAGCCAUUCAAUGUAAUCUAACCAAAACCAAUCUUAAAAUUAAACGAUAACAACAAUAAACGAGUUUUGAU
Messenger RNA from Anopheles coustani, 590 nucleotides. RefSeq names its product autophagy protein 12-like (gene Atg12). Lineage: Eukaryota; Metazoa; Arthropoda; Insecta; Diptera; Culicidae. Gene Ontology annotation, cellular component: phagophore assembly site membrane; Atg12-Atg5-Atg16 complex; cytoplasm. The record is from RefSeq and is a predicted model, not a curated record. Gene Ontology annotation, biological process: autophagy of mitochondrion; nucleophagy; autophagosome assembly. The transcript is spliced from 3 exons. The coding region runs from base 77 to 457 and encodes 126 amino acids.